Ricinus communis (castor bean) is the source of this 2061-nucleotide messenger RNA. RefSeq names its product serine/threonine-protein kinase AtPK2/AtPK19. Gene Ontology annotation, molecular function: protein serine/threonine kinase activity; ATP binding. Gene Ontology annotation, biological process: protein phosphorylation. The record is from RefSeq and is a predicted model, not a curated record. Lineage: Eukaryota; Viridiplantae; Streptophyta; Magnoliopsida; Malpighiales; Euphorbiaceae. The coding region runs from base 462 to 1907 and encodes 481 amino acids. The transcript is spliced from 7 exons.
AUCGAUCCAACAGUUGUGAGAGAAACCGGUUACGUUCACGCAUCCUCCAAUUUCAAUUUAAGUGGCGACGCGAUACCUUCGCUUCUUUCUCUCUCUAAACACACGUUUCUCUUUUAACUUGUCUCUAUCGCCCCCUCUCCUCUGCAUCCUUCCCAAGAUUGACUGAUUGAUCUUCAUGAAUUCAACAACUACUGGACCAUCUACCGUUUCCUGCAAAUCGGGAAACAAGAACAUCUUCUUCUGGAUUCUUUUCUGCCUAUUGCCUAAGUUUCUCGGGACUCCUAUUACAUACGUUAACUUCCUUCUCAUUAAGGCCAUUGACAGAAGCCCAUCGGCAGAACCUGUCUUUGUGACUUGCAGAGAAUUCACCUUGUAGCUGUUGGAAAUUUGGCCAACUGCAGCAUUCACGCGGACUGAUAUAUUUAGCUAUCUGCAGUUGGCAUUUAAAUAUAGUCCCUAACAUGGUUUCCUCUCAAUUUUCUGAGUUGUCCAAGGCUCACAUGUGCAAACCAUUCCGCAGCCAGUUGCUUUUUACUGAGAACCCUCCACCUCCAGAUGCUCUAGUGUCAGAUGUUGAGCUAGAUUUUGCUGAUGUCUUUGGUCCCUUACCAGUUCAGACAUCAACUGAAGUGAAUUCUGGCGAUUUGGCAAAUCCUUUGUCUGGGGCAGAUGUUACUGAGCUUAUUUAUGAUGAUCCUGUUGUCAUUCACAACCGAUCGCAUUCACUAGUUGGUCCUUCUUCUUUUGUUAGCCAUUCCUUGAAGCUCAAUAAACUCACUUUACAUGAGACAGAGGAUUCAAUGGAACUACUGGAGCUUGAUGAGUCAUCCUUAGAUGACGACAAUAGUGAGAAAGCUACUGAUGAUGUGAGUGGAGAUGCUUUGGAGGUCCGUAGUGUAGGCAUUGAAGAUUUUGAGGUUUUGAAAGUUGUUGGGCAGGGUGCAUUUGGGAAAGUCUAUCAGGUUAAGAAAAAAGGUACGUCGGAAAUAUAUGCGAUGAAAGUCAUGCGGAAGGACAAGAUAGUGGAGAAGAAUCACGUUGAAUACAUGAAAGCAGAGAGGGAUAUUUUGACCAAAGUUGAUCAUCCCUUUAUUGUCCAGCUCAAGUACUCCUUCCAGACCAAAUAUAGAUUGUACCUUAUUUUGGACUUCAUUAAUGGCGGUCACCUCUUUUUUCAACUCUAUCACCAAGGCCUUUUCAGGGAGGAUCUGGCUCGUAUAUAUGCUGCUGAGAUAGUUUCUGCGGUUUGCCACCUUCAUGCAAAUGGCAUAAUGCAUAGGGAUCUAAAACCUGAAAAUAUCCUACUGGAUGCUGAUGGUCAUGUAAUGUUGACUGAUUUUGGCCUGGCAAAACAAUUCGACGAAAAUACACGAUCAAACUCCAUGUGUGGAACUGUUGAGUACAUGGCACCUGAAAUUGUUCUUGGAAGGGGCCAUGACAAGGCUGCAGAUUGGUGGAGUGUGGGAGUUUUAUUGUAUGAGAUGCUGACUGGAAAGCCUCCUUUUAUUGGUGGGAACAGGGAGAAAAUUCAACAAAAGAUUGUGAAGGAUAAGAUGAAGCUACCAGCCUUUUUGUCAAGUGAAGCACAUUCUUUGUUGAAAGGGCUGCUACAAAAGGAUGUCAGCAAGCGCCUAGGGAAUGGACCUACAGGAGGCGAGGAAAUUAAGCGUCACAAGUGGUUGAAGCCAAUAAACUGGAAAAAAUUGGAUGCAAGAGAAAUCCAGCCCAGUUUCCGUCCACAGGUAGCUGGGAAGCACUGCAUUGCAAACUUUGAGAAACGAUGGACUGAUAUGCCACUGUCAGAUUCUCCAGCUGCUAGCCCCAAGAGUAAUGUGAACCCUUUUGUCAACUUCAGUUAUGUAAGGCCUGCGGCUUUUUUCCUUCAAAAGAACAGCUCGGUGUACUAGCCUGCUGUUUCUAUCUUCCCAGACACAGCAUGAAUUUUCAGUGGUUUAUACAGGAAGUCUCUACUUAAUUUUGUUGCAAGAAACGCUUUGCCAUCUGUCGAAUUUUAUUGGAUAUUUCUACUUUAAUUGUCGUCACGUGUGUUAUUUUCUUUCA